AUGCACUGCCGUGGUGGUCUCCCUUCUUUCUUUUCUUCCGAGGCCUGCCGUGGCGGCCCCCUUCAUUCUUUCUUUCAGAUGCACUGCCGUGGCGGCCCCCUUCUUUCUUUCUUUCAGAUGCACUGCCGUGGUGGCCCCCUUCUUUCUUUCUUUCAGAUGCACUGCCGUGGUGGCCCCCUUCUUUCUUUUCUUCCGAGGCCUGCCGUGGCGGCCCCCUUCAUUCUUUCUUUCAGAUGCACUGCCGUGGUGGCCCCCUUCUUUCUUUUCUUCCGAGGCCUGCCGUGGCGGCCCCCUUCAUUCUUUCUUUCAGAUGCACUGCCGUGGUGGCCCCCUUCUUUCUUUUCUUCCGAGGCCUGCCGUGGCGGCCCCCUUCUUUCUUUCUUUCAGAUGCACUGCCGUGGUGGCCCCCUUCAUUCUUUCAGAUGCACUGCCGUGGCGGCCCCCUUCAUUCUUUUCUUCCGAGGCCUUUUUUGGAGGCCCCCUUCAUUCUUUCAGAUGCACUGCCGUGGUGGCCCCCUUCAUUCUUUCAGAUGCACUGCCGUGGCGGCCCCCUUCAUUCUUUUCUUCCGAGGCCUGUUGUGGCAGCCCCCUUCUUUCUUUUCUUCCGAGGCCUGCUGUGGCGGCCCCCUUCAUUCUUUCAGAUGCACUGCCGUGGCGGCCCCCUUCAUUCUUUUCUUCCGAGGCCUGCUGUGGAGGCCCCCUUCUUUCUUUCUUUCAGAUGCACUGCCGUGGCGGCCCCCUUCAUUCUUUUCUUCCGAGGCCUGUUUUGGAGGCCCCCUUCAUUCUUUCAGAUGCACUGCCGUGGCGGCCCCCUUCUUUCUUUCUUUCAGAUGCACUGCCGUGGCGGCCCCCUUCUUUCUUUCAGAUGCACUGCCGUGGUGGCCCCCUUCAUUCUUUUCUUCCGAGGCCUGUUGUGGCGGCCCCCUUCAUUCUUUCAUAUGCACUGCCGUGGCGGCCCCCUUCUUUCUUUCUUUCAGAUGCACUGGGGGGGGGGCCCCCUUCUUUCUUUUCUUCCGAGGCCUGUUUUGGAGGCCCCCUUCAUUCUUUCAGAUGCACUGCCGGGGGGGCCCCCUUCAUUCUUUUCUUCCGAGGCCUGUUUUGGAGGCCCCCUUCAUUCUUUCAGAUGCACUGCCGUGGCGGCCCCCUUCUUUCUUUCUUUCAGAUGCACGGCCGGGGGGGCCCCCUCCUUUCUUUUUUUCCAAGGCCUGGGGGGGCGGCCCCCUUCUUUCUUUCUUUCAGAUGCAAGGCCGGGGGGGCCCCCUUCUUUCUUUUCUUCCUAGGCAUGCUGGGGCGGCCCCCUUCUUUCUUUCUUUCAGAUGCACUGCCGUGGUGGCCCCCUUCUUUCUUUUCUUCCGAGGCCUGUUGUGGCGGCCCCCUUCUUUCUUUCUUUCAGAUGCACUGCCGUGGUGGCACCCUUCUUUCUUUCUUUCAGAUGCACUGCCGUGGUGGCACCCUUCUUUCUUUCUUUCAGAUGCGCUGCCGUGGUGGCCCCCUUCUUUCUUUUCUUCCGAGGCCUGUUGUGGCGGCCCCCUUCAUUCUUUCAGAUGCACUGCCGUGGCGGCCCCCUUCUUUCUUUUCUUCCGAGGCCUGUUGUGGCGGCCCCCUUCAUUCUUUCAGAUGCCCUGCCGUGGUGGCCCCCUUCAUUCUUUUAUUCCGAGGCCUGUUGUGGCGGCCCCCUUCAUUCUUUCAGAUGCGCUGCCGUGGCGGCCCCCUUCUUUCUUUUCUUCCGAGGCCUGUUGUGGCGGCCCCCUUCAUUCUUUCAGAUGCACUGCCGUGGCGGCCCCCUUCUUUCUUUUCUUCCGAGGCCUGUUGUGGCGGCCCCCUUCUUUCUUUCUUUCAGAUGCACUGGUGUGGCGGCCCCCUUCAUUCUUUCUUUCAGAUGCACUGCCGUGGUGGCCCCCUUCUUUCUUUUCUUCCGAGGCCUGCUGUGGCGGCCCCCUUCUUUCUUUCUUUCAGAUGCACUGCCGUGGCGGCCCCCUUCUUUCUUUUUUUCCGAGGCCUGCCGUGGUGGCCCCCUUCUUUCUUUCUUUCAGAUGCACUGCCGUGGUGGCCCCCUUCUUUCUUUUCUUCAGAUGCCUGCCGUGGUGGCCCCCUUCUUUCUUUUUUCUCGGAUGCCUGCCGUGGUGGCCCCCUUCUUUCUUUUCUUCAGAUGCACUGCCGUGGUGGCCCCCUUCUUUCUCUUUUCUCCGAGGCCUGCCGUGGUGGCCCCCUUCUUUCUUUCUUUCAGAUGCACUGCCGUGGUGGCCCCCUUCUUUCUCUUUUCUCCGAGGCCUGCCGUGGUGGCCCCCUUCUUUAUUUCUUUCAGAUGCCCUGCCGUGGUGGCCCCCUUCUUUCUUUUUUUCAGAUGCCCUGCCGUGGUGGCCCCCUUCUUUAUUUCUUUCAGAUGCCCUGCCGUGGUGGCCCCCUUUCUUUCUCUUUUCUCCGAGGCCUGCCGUGGUGGCCCCCUUCUUUCUUUUCUUCAGUUGCACUGCCGUGGUGGCCCCCUUCUUUCUUUUUUUCAGAUGCACUGCCGUGGUGGCCCCCUUCUUUAUUUCUUUCAGAUGCACUGCCGUGGUGGCCCCCUUUCUUUCUCUUUUCUCCGAGGCCCUGCCGUGGUGGCCCCCUUCUUUAUUUCUUUCAGAUGCACUGCCGUGGUGGCCCCCUUCUUUCUCUUUUUCCGAGGCCUGCCGUGGUGGCCCCCUUCUUUCUUUCUUUCAGAUGCACUGCCGUGGUGGCCCCCUUCUUUCUCUUUUCUCCGAGGCCUGCCGUGGUGGCCCCCUUCUUUAUUUCUUUCAGAUGCCCUGCCGUGGUGGCCCCCUUCAUUCUUUUUUUCAGAUGCACUGCCGUGGUGGCCCCCUUCUUUCUCUUUUCUCCGAGGCCUGCCGUGGUGGCCCCCUUCUUUAUUUCUUUCAGAUGCACUGCCGUGGUGGCCCCCUUCUUUCUCUUUUCUCAGAGGCCUGCCGUGGUGGCCCCCUUCUUUAUUUCUUUCAGAUGCACUGCCGUGGUGGCCCCCUUUCUUUCUCUUUUCUCCGAGGCCUGCCGUGGUGGCCCCCUUCUUUCUCUUUUCUCCGAGGCCUGCCGUGGUGGCCCCCUUCUUUUUUUCUUUCAGAUGCACUGCCGUGGUGGCCCCCUUUCUUUCUCUUUUCUCCGAGGCCUGCCGUGGUGGUCCCCUUCUUUAUUUCUUUCAGAUGCACUGCCGUGGUGGCCCCCUUCUUUAUUUCUUUCAGAUGCACUGCCGUGGAGGCCCCCUUUCUUUCUCUUUUCUCCGAGGCCUGCCGUGGUGGCCCCCUUCUUUCUUUUUUUCAGAUGCACUGCCGUGGGGGCCCCCUUCAUUCUUUUCUUCAGAUGCACUGCCGUGGUGGCCCCCUUCUUUUUUUCUUUCAGAUGCACUGCCGGGGUGGCCCCCUUUUUUUCUUUUUUUUCCGAGGCCUGCCGUGGUGGCCCCCUUCUUUCUUUCUUUCAGAUGCACUGCCGUGGUGGCCCCCUUUCUUUCUCUUUUCUCCGAGGCGUGCCGUGGUGGCCCCCUUCUUUAUUUCUUUCAGAUGCACUGCCGUGGAGGCCCCCUUUCUUUCUCUUUUCUCCGAGGCCUGCCGUGGUGGCCCCCUUCUUUAUUUCUUUCAGAUGCACUGCCGUGGUGGCCCCCUUCUUUAUUUCUUUCAGAUGCACUGCCGUGGUGGCCCCCUUCUUUAUUUCUUUCAGAUGCACUGCCGUGGUGGCCCCCUUUCUUUAUUUCUUUCGGAUGCACUGCCGUGGUGGCCCCCUUCUUUCUUUUCUUCAGAUGCCCUGCCGUGGUGGCCCCCUUUCUUUCUCUUUUCUCCGAGGCCUGCCGUGGUGGCCCCCUUCUUUCUUUCUUUCAGAUGCACUGCCGUGGUGGCCCCCUUCUUUAUUUCUUUCAGAUGCACUGCCGUGGUGGCCCCCUUCUUUAUUUCUUUCAGAUGCCCUGCCGUGGUGGCCCCCUUCUUUCUUUCUUUCAGUUGCACUGCCGUGGUGGCCCCCUUCUUUCUUUCUUUCAGAUGCACUGCCGUGGUGGCCCCCUUCUUUCUUUCUUUCAGAUGCACUGCCGUGGUGGCCCCCUUUCUUUCUCUUUUCUCCGAGGCCUGCCGUGGUGGCCCCCUUCUUUAUUUCUUUCAGAUGCCCUGCCGUGGUGGCCCCCUUCUUUAUUUCUUUCAAAUGCACUGCCGUGGUGGCCCCCUUCUUUAUUUCUUUUAA
Leishmania braziliensis MHOM/BR/75/M2904 is the source of this 4188-nucleotide messenger RNA. RefSeq lists its product as hypothetical. The record is from RefSeq and is a predicted model, not a curated record. Bases 1 to 4188 code for a protein of 1395 amino acids. NCBI's taxonomy places the organism in Eukaryota, Euglenozoa, Kinetoplastea, Trypanosomatida, Trypanosomatidae. The transcript has a single exon.